Messenger RNA from Sodiomyces alkalinus F11, 657 nucleotides. RefSeq lists its product as hypothetical. The transcript has 6 exons. Bases 1 to 657 code for a protein of 218 amino acids. The record is from RefSeq and is a predicted model, not a curated record. Lineage: Eukaryota; Fungi; Ascomycota; Sordariomycetes; Glomerellales; Plectosphaerellaceae.
AUGGGAUUGACCUCGAGUCCUCCAUCGCGGCUAUAUCAAAGUCCCAGGGGCCUGGGGCGAAUGGGACUCAUGGGGGCUAUCAUCGCAUAUUGCAGAUUGCAGUACCACAUGCAGUUACCACCGUGCCAGGCCAGGGGAGCGUUUACGUUGCAGACUAGGAAUGUUCUCCUCCGUAUUGACUCGGCCGUGCUAUCCGCACACAAGCAGGCAUCAUUCUUGGCGGUAGGCCAGGUCAGUCAGCACAGCACGGUCACAGCACCCUCGCUCGAGCCUCAGCCUACCGAUCGGACAUGCAUCGUCAUCGUCGGCAAAUGGAACGCCAACAAGGGGAUCGAUCACCUCUGGUUCCAGCCUACACUACACACACCACCAUUUCGGACUUGCUUCGUACGAAGUGCUCCCUACAUGUAUUCUCAGACGCAUGUGAAGAAUGCGGGACUUUUGGUCUUUCUUGGGACUCGGCAGGCGGUGGCUUCGGGAGCAGCCCCGAUUUGCAUGGCCCACCCCCUGGGGGCCUCCCCAGUCUUCAUCGACCUCCGAUCCUUCGCGGACCUUUGGAGUGUCCGAGUCUCCCACGCGCUUAAAGAUGGCACCGUCUGCGGCUGGGGUCACCGUGUCACCAUCCAAGCACAGUUGAGGUCACUGGAGCAUAGCUAA